CUGCAAUUUGACAGUAAUGAGACUGCGCAAUAGCACCAUGGGGAGUUAACAUUUGGAAGCGACAGUGGAAUCGACAUUAAUGUCAGUUUUUAUAUUUUGUGAGGUCCUAGUAUUCUGCGCUCCAUAGUCAGUCGUUUUAUAAGUAUUUGUGUCUGAAAGCCAUGCGGCGGAGUAAGGCUGAAGUGGACCGUUACGUUUCCUCAGUUCAGAGUUCCUCUCCCUCACUCAAAGAGAAGCCAAUCAAAGGGUUUUUAUUUGCUAAACUGUACUUUGAAGCAAAGGAAUAUGAACUUGCAAAAAGACAUGUAUCAGAGUAUCUCAAAGUCCAGGAGAGGGAUCCCAAAGCACACAAAUUUCUUGGACAGCUCUACGAGAGAGAGGGAGAGAUCAACAAGGCGGUAGGAUGUUACAAGCGAUCAGUGGACUUGAACCCAGCCCAGAGGGACCUGGUCCUGAAGGUGGCUGAGUUACUGGUCAGUAAGGAGGAAUGUGACAGCAGAGCAGAGUUUUGGGUGGAGAAAGCUGCCAAGCUGCUUCCAGGAAACCCUGCAGUCUUCAACCUGAAGGAGCGUUUGUUGAGUCGUCAGGGUCAGCAAGGUUGGAACCGACUGUUCGACCUGCUGCAGGCCGAGCUGGCAGCGAGGCCAGCUGACCCUCAUGUGAACGUGAAGUUGGUUCAGCUGUUCUGUCAGGAUGGACGGCUGGAUGAAGCAGUUAAGCAUUGCCUGGCUGCUGAGAAAAGGGGGUUACUGAGCCACAGUCUGGACUGGUACACAGUGGUGUUGCACACACUGCAGGAGUAUCUAGCUCAGCCCAGCAUCUCUAGUAAUGAGAAGAUGUGUCGGCGUCUCCAGAGGGAGCUGCUAUUGGCCCACUGCAGCCUGCUGAGAAUCACGCUGUCUGAAAGCAGCGUGCAGCCCAGCCUCGAUGCCCUCAGAGGUUUUGAUGAAGCGAUGCAGGUGCUGAGUGGUGUUGCUGGCCGCCACGCAGACGAUCUUUUUGAGAUGUUUGUGGAGAUGAGAGGUCACCUUUACCUGCAUGCUGCCACACUGCUGUUGAAGCUGGCUCAGGAUCGCCAGCACACCUGGAGGGCUGUCAUUGACCUGGCUGCCCUAUGCUACCUGCUGGCAUACCAGGUCCCCAGACCAAAGGCUAAAGUGACCAAAAGAGACCAGUCAGCCCCACAGCUCCUGGAGCUGCUCGCCAACGACAGACAGAGUCAGGCCGGCCACAUGCUGCUAAAUCUGAGCAGCGAUUCAUCCACCUUGAUCAGAGAGGUGGUGGAGGCAUUUGGGAACCGUCACGGUCAGGACUCCCUGUUUGAACUCCUGUUUGGACCACAGGCCUCUGCUGGAUCUUCCUUUAUCGCCAAUGAUGACAUUCGUUCUGUUAACACCAUGACUCCAGAGCUCUGUCAACUGGCCAAAUGGGAUGCUGGCUCCAUCCUGCUGCAUGGUGGUGACUUGCAGCAUCUAAGCUGGCUGGGCCUUCAGUGGGCCCUUCAGGCCCAAAGACCAGCCCUGCGGGACUGGCUGCAGCAGCUCUUUCCUCGGCUUACUCUGGAAACGUCCAAACUGGACACCAACGCACCAGAGUCCAUCUGCCUGCUGGACCUGGAGGUGUUUUUAUAUGGUGUAGUAUUCUGCAGCCACUGUCAGCUUCAGGAGACGGCGAAGAUCAGCAGGGGAGCAAACCAGCAGCAACAACAGCAGCUCUACGAGCCUCACUGCCUCCCUCUGCCCCUCCUGCGUCUCUUGACCACUGACAGGCAGCGAGAGUGGUGGGACGCCAUCUACAGCCUCAUUCACAAGCAAGCAGCUCCUGGUAUGUCAGCCAAACUGCGGAUGAUUGUGCAGCAUGGACUGAACACCCUGAGGGCUGGAGAGAAAAAUGGCCUCCAACCAGCGCUGACCAUCCACUGGGCUCAGUGUCUCAGCCAAGUGGGUGAUGGAGUGAACUCGUACUACGACCAGAAGGAGUACAUCGGCCGCAGUGUGCACUACUGGAAAGUCGUACUUCCAUUGCUGGAAAGGAUCAAAAACAGACGCAGUGUACCAGAACCGCUUGACCCCCUCUUCAGACACUUUCCCUCCAAAGAUAUUCAGAUUUCUUCUGUUAGGGGAUUUGAAGAGGAAGCCAAGAUAGCCUAUGCGACUCUCCUUGACAUUGAGGGCAAGACGGAGGAGGCCAUCGCUACCUUGGAAACCAUUAAUAACAUGUCAUCCACCUGGCAUUUGGCACAAAUCUACCAGAGGUUAUCAGAGGAGGCCAGCAAUGGUGUAGAGGAGACCCAAGACAGGUGCAUCACUUAUUUGAGAAAGUUCAGGACGUAUUUGUCAAAGAUCUACAAUGCUAAUGCAGAUGACAUUGAGAAGCUGCCAGUUUCCAUGGAGGAAGUUGUCGACCUUCUGAAUGAUGUGAAUCAGCAGCUGGGGGAGAGCGGGGAUGCGAUGGAUGAAGAGGAGAAGGAGGAGGAGGGUCGAAGAGGACCGGCCCACUCCAGUCCUGCUCAUCCCACAGAAACCUCUGCCACCAUAUCCCACAUAAAGUUUUCCACUCCCUCUCCUAACAAAAGCAUUGUUUCUCCUUCUAAAAGGCACAUGAUUUCUCCCAAGACGCCACCUCAUUGGGUUGAGGACCAGAAAAGUCUCCUCCAAAUGCUGUGUCAGCAAGUUGAAGCCCUCAAGAAUGAGGUCCAUGAUCUGAGACACAACUCAUCAGGGAACGCAGGCUCCCCUCAUCACAAAAUGUAUGGAGAGAGCUACGGGGCAGAGGGCCUGCAGGAGCCUUUCACCCCAGUCCAGUCCUACCACGGGGCCCCCCUAACAGUCGCCACCACGGGUCCCUCUGUGUACUACAACCAGUCUCCAGCUUAUAACUCUCAGUACCUCCUGCGCACAGCAGCAAAUGUAACCCCCACCAAGGGUCCAAUGUAUGGCAUGAACCGUAUGCCACCGCAACAGCAUAUGUAUGCCUACCAGCAGCCCACUCAUACACCUCCAUUGCAGACAGCCCCAGCCUGCAUUUAUCCUCCUCAAGAACCAGUCUUUGGUGCCCCCCUUCGGUUUGAAUCACCAGCGACAAGCCUUCUUUCCCCAUAUAGUGAAGAAUAUUAUGGCCAGAGUGUAACCCAACAAACUACUAAUCCUCCCCUGCCUGAACCUGGCUACUUUACCAAGCCCUCUGUAGUCCCCGUUCAGCCACCAAAGAGCAUUGAGGGGAAGCCUAUGGACUUUGGGAAGCUCUCCUUCAGCCAGCAGGCACCUGCUGAAGUCCCUAAAGUGCCUAGUUUUGGAGCAGCAGCAGUUGCCCAGUCAACACCCUCAGCUGCUUUUAAAUUCAACUCCAACUUUAAAUCCAACGACGGCGAUUUCACUUUCUCUGCUUCCCAGGCCAAGCACAGUGAAAGUCUGCUUGGUCUUCUUACAUCAGACAUUCCCACUAAAACAGAUACUGUUCCAGAGAAGCCUGCAGCCAUGGAGCAGACCCCCAGCCAAACGGGCAUCUUCACCUUUGGUAGUAAAAAUGUUACUGGCUUCUCCUUUGUUGAUUCCACGCAGGGCACAGGCACUGGAAGUCUGUUUGGAAAGGUUGAGCAGCCAUUUAAAUUUGGGGAUGUUACCAAGCCAGUGUUUGGGGUUGCCAAGUCUGCAGCAGAGGAGGAACGAGCAGCAGAGAGUGACAAUGACAGCACUCAUGUUGAGGAAGAUGAGGAUGGGCCUCACUUUGAACCCAUUGUGCCCCUUCCUGAUAAAGUAGAUGUGAAAACGGGGGAGGAGGAGGAGGAGGAAAUAUUUUGCAAUAGGGCAAAGCUAUAUCGAUUUGACACCGAGACAAAAGAGUGGAAGGAACGGGGCAUAGGCAAUGUUAAAAUCCUCAAACACAGCACUAAAGGAAAGGUCCGCCUGUUAAUGAGAAGGGAACAGGUCCUUAAGAUCUGUGCAAACCACUACAUCACUGCCGAUAUGCUACUGAAACCGAACGCAGGCUCUGACAAAUCGUGGGUGUGGAAUGCCAUUGAUUAUGCAGAUGAAGAGCCUAAGCCUGAACAGUUGGCCAUCCGCUUUAAAACGGUAGAUGAGGCAUCGCUGUUCAAAGCAAAGUUUGAGGAAGCCCAGAAAAUUGUCCUCAAAUCACCGGAAAAGCGUGAUCAGCAGGAGAAAAAAGAGGAAACAACAAAUGUUUCUGAAUCACUGGCAGCCCGGUUUGCACUUAAAGAAGGGGAAUGGGACUGCACUGUGUGCUGCGUGCGAAAUAAACCCACAGAUAUGCGAUGUCUCGCUUGUCAAAAUCCAAAUCCCAAUGCUUCAUCCAAGCCAGAUAUACACGCUGCUGCUGAAACCAAGACAAGUCCCUUUACUUUCAAAUUUGGGACUGAUUCAUCAAAACCCAGUAGUUCUGGGUCUACAUUUACUGGAUUUGGUGCUUUUGGAGCCUCUAUGACCUCGUCUUUUACAUUUGGCACCAGCACCUCAAAACCUGCUGAUACAGUAACCAGUGCAUUUGGUUCUGGCUUUGGGGCUCAGUUUGGCCAGAAGCCAGGACAGUGGGACUGUAACACGUGUUCUAAAAGAAAUGAGGCCUCUGUGGACAGUUGUGUGUCUUGUAAAGCUCUUAAAGGCUCACCUAAAACAACUGCAACGGCACAAACAGCAGCAGCUGCAGAUGCACCUGCUUUGCAGCCCUCUAUAACUACUGCUGGCUCUGUGUUUGGUGCCCAGUUUAGCAAGAAGCCUGGGCAGUGGGACUGUGAUGUGUGCGAAGUGAGAAAUGAAGCCUCUGCUGACAAAUGUGUUGCCUGUCAAACCCCCAACCCUGCUGCUAAAUCAACAGUGGGAGCUCCAAUAGCAUCAAAUGUGCCAGCAGUGUCAGGAUUUGGGGCUGACUUUGGAAAAAAGGAUGGGAUGUGGGACUGCAGUAGCUGUCUGGUCAGAAAUUAUGCAUCAGCUACUGAGUGUGUUUCCUGCCGUGCCCCACAUGAGCUUCCCUCUUUAGAAGCCAUGUUUGCCAAAAAGGAUGGAGAAUGGGACUGUGACACUUGUCUGGUGAGAAAUAAUGCCUCUGCCAGUAAGUGUGUGGCCUGUCAGACACCAAAUCCAAAUGCUAAAAGCACAACCAGCACUGCUCCGUCUUCCUCCACGUUCAGCUUUACCUUUGGCACCCAAAAUUCAUCAAGUCAGCCUGCUGGAACUGGAUUUACAAUGCCUUUUGAAGCUGGCAGGACUUUUCAGUUUGGUCAAAGCAAAGAUAAAGGCUCAGCUGCUUCUUUCAAAUUUGAACCUCCUCAGUCUGGAUCCAGUACCACAAGUUCUUCAACCUUCUCUUUCUCAAUGCCCGUUACUGCAGGUGGCUUCAAGUUUGGCAUUCAGGACCCUGCAAAAGAAACCCCCUCAACUGACAAUCAGACACCUUCUGCAGGGUCAGCCUCCAGUUUUCUGAAAAGCAUUGCUGACAAACACAAGGAAAAAGAAAAUGUGUCAGCACCCUCAAUGGACCAAACAGAGAAAGAUCAAAAUCCAUUAAUUGCUGGUAAAACCAACACAUUCAGCUUUGCAGACUUGGCAGAGUCUUCUGGAGGUGAUUUCCAGUUUGGCCAGAAAGACCCCAAUUUUAAAGGUUUCUCUGGAGCCGGUGAGCAGCUGUUCUCAUCAUUACAGGCAACCCCGACCAAGGCAGAUGCCUCAAAUGACUUGGAGGACGACGGCAUGUAUAAAACAGAGGAAAAUGAUGAUAUUCAGUUUGAACCGGUGGUCCAGAUGCCUGAUAAGGUGGACCUGGUUACCGGGGAAGAGGAUGAACAGGUUCUUUAUUCUCAGCGUGUCAAACUGUUCAGAUUUGACUCGAGCAGCAGUCAAUGGAAAGAACGUGGCGUAGGACUCCUUAAAUUCCUGAAGAACAACACUAAUGGCAGGCUAAGGGUGCUGAUGAGAAGAGAGCAAGUCCUGAAGGUGUGUGCCAACCACUGGAUCACCACCACCAUGAAUCUUAAGCCCCUGGCAGGCUCAGACAAAGCAUGGAUUUGGAUGGCCAAUGACUUCUCUGACGGAGAUGCUAAACUUGAACAGUUGGCUGCUAAGUUCAAAACCCCAGAGCUUGCUGAAGAGUUCAAAGAGAAGUUUGAAGAGUGUCAAAGACUUCUGCUGGACAUCCCCUUACAAACCCCCCACAAACUUGUCGACUCAGGCAGAACAGCACAUCUCAUUCAGAAAGCAGAGGAAAUGAAGUCCGGUUUGAAAGACCUGAAAUUCUUUUUGACAGAUGAGAAAACAAAGAUCAAAGAUGACGACAGCCAAGCAGACGUAACAACAUCCAGUAAUAUUUCCAGCUUAGUAAUAAAACCUCAAGGUGAAACCACCGGCCCCACCUUGGAGUGGGAUAACUACGACUUAAGAGAAGAGGCUUUAGAUGACACUGCAGACUCAUCAGUGUAUGCUUCUCCCAUCGCCAGCAGCCCCCUGCGAAAGAACCUUUUCCGCUUUGGAGAAUCCACUGGUGGGUUUAGCUUUAGCUUCCAACCUGGCAUCAGCCCCUCCAAGUCUCCUGCUAAGCUUAACCAGAGCAGAGCCUCAGUGGGUACUGAUGAUGAGCAGGAUGUAACCCAGGAUGAAGAGAGAGAUGGCCAGUACUUUGAACCUGUAGUCCCCUUGCCUGACCUGGUGGAGAUUUCUACUGGAGAGGAGAAUGAACAGGUGGUCUUCAGUCACAGGGCCAAAUUGUAUCGCUAUGAUAAAGAAGCGGCUCAGUGGAAGGAAAGGGGUAUUGGAGACCUCAAGAUUUUGCAGAAUUACGAAACUAAACGAGUGAGGUUGAUAAUGAGGAGAGACCAGGUACUUAAGAUCUGUGCCAACCACUGGAUCACAUCAGCCAUGAAGCUGGAACCGAUGAAGGGUGCAGAGAAGGCCUGGGUCUGGAGUGCCUUGGACUUUGCUGAAAUAGGAGAGAGUAAUAUUGAGCAGCUGGCUGUGAGGUUCAAGCUGCAGGAGACUGCAAACACAUUCAAACAGGUCUUCGAAGAGGCCAAGGUUGCACAAGACAAAAAGGAAUUGAUGACUCCAGUGUUGUCUAGGGUCACCACAACUCAAGACGGUGGAACGACAGGAUCUGCACACAGUGGUACAACUGUAUGUGGAAAGGCAGCCAUCGCUGUUCUGGAAAACACCACAAAGGAACGUACAGAGCUUUCUUCUGACAGCAAUCCAUGUGCAGCCGGCUCUCAGAGUCCAGUCAACCCCUCAAAGACAGUAGUGUCACCCCCAAAGUUUGUCUUUGGCACUGACAGCCUUCAGAGGUUUUUUGGGUCCCCUAAGACUCUCUCUGAGACCGAGGAUUCUCCAUCCUGUUCGAAAGCCAAAGACCCUGCUAAGGCUUCGCCUGUAGCACCUGCAUUCAAAAUCCCCGAGAAAGGGCUGGAUUUUAGGCUUUUCAAAGAUAACCCAAUGGCUUUUUGGACCAGCACAUCAACCACCCAAUUUGAACCCCCAGGUUCUUCUCAGACAGAAAGAGGCAGUGCGGGAUCAGAUGUGGACUCUGACGUGGAGGUUGUAUAUGUCAAGGAGCCGACUGCUGAACAGGCAGCUUUAGCCAGAAAACUCCUGCUGCCUCUCACCUUCUUCUGCUACCAGAAUGAACCCGGCUACACCAGCGACGAUCCAACUGACGAUGAGGACUAUGAGUCAGCAGUAAAAGCCUUGAAUGGAAAACUGUACCUGGAUCCUCCUGAGAAAAAGGCUGCAGCAUGUGGUGACGAGCCAGACUGCCAGGUGGUGUGGGAGAAAAAGCCAACACCAGAGGAGGAGGAGAAGGCCAAAAGCCUCCAGCUUCCACCCACCUUCUUCUGCGGCUUGAGCACCACAGACAGCGACGCCGACCACGACAAGCCAGAAGACUUUGAGACAGAAGUCCGCAAGGCACAGCAAGACCUGGAUGCCCAUUUAAACCAAGCUGAAAAGGCCUCCAGCAGCCCUCCUGUCCCCUCGGAGCAGCAAACGUCGAGCCCGUCAACUAACAGCAUCGAAACUGCAUGCAGCACAUCUGCACAAGGGGAGCAGACCUCAGACCAGCCGACAGAGACUCAGAUUGCAGCUCCGAGCAGCAGCUGUCCCAUUGAUCUGUCGACUAAGAAGAGCCCAGAGCCAGAGUCCACCACUGAGACUGCAGCUCCUACUGCUGCAACAACCAGUCAAGACUCCUCCAGCUUUGGCUUCAGUGCUUCCGGAGGCUUCUCCUUUGCUGACUUGGCCCAAAAAACACAAGGAUUUGCAUUUGGAUCUAACGAUUCCAACUUCACGUGGGCAAACGCUGGGGCAACCGUUUUCGGGACGGCGGCAAGCUCAGCUCCAAAAACCAACGCUGAUGAGGAGGGUAGUGACGAAGAGGAAGCUCCUAAUAACGUGGACAUUCACUUUGAGCCAAUAGUGUCACUACCAGAGGUGGAGACAAAAUCCGGAGAGGAGGAUGAGGAAAUCCUGUUCAAGGAGCGUGCAAAGCUGUACCGAUGGGACCGGAGUCUCAGCCAGUGGAAGGAGCGGGGCAUCGGGGACAUCAAGAUCCUUUUCCAUCCAACCAAACACUUUUACCGAAUCCUGAUGAGGAGAGAUCAAGUCCUGAGGGUUUGUGCCAACCACACGAUCUCCGAGUCGAUGGAACUCAAGCCCAUGAACGCUUCAGCAAACGCACUGAUCUGGACCGCCACAGACUACUCAGAUGGUGAAGGAGCCGUGGAGCAACUGGCGGCUAAGUUCAAAACCGCUGAGAUAGCCGAAUCCUUCAAAAAGACUUUCUGCGGCUGUCAGAGCCGCAUGGGCCAAACUGGAAGCGAUGCCUCGUGCGUCUCCUCGCCACAGAUGUCAAGAGUUCAAGAGCACUCCAGAGACACCAACCCGCGGGUGUUCCUCACAGUGGCGGCCGACGGUGACACACUGGGCACUAUCACCAUAGAGCUUUUCUCCCACAUUGUCCCCAAGACGGCGGAGAACUUCAGGGCUCUCUGCACCGGCGAGAAAGGUUUCGGACUUCGGGACUCCAUCUUCCACAGGGUGAUAUCGUCCUUCGUGUGUCAGGGUGGAGACAUCACCAAAAGUGACGGCACGGGAGGCAAGUCCAUCUACGGCAGCAAGUUUGAGGAUGAGAACUUCGACGUUCGGCACACGGGCCCGGGCAUCCUGUCUAUGGCCAAUAGCGGCCGCGACACCAACAACUCGCAGUUCUUCAUCACGCUGAAGAAAGCCGAACACCUGGACUUCAAGCACGUGGCUUUCGGCUGGGUUCAGGACGGCAUGGAUGUGGUGUCACAGAUGGGAGAGCUGGGCACAAAAGGAGGCACGCCGACAAAGAAGCUUGUCAUCACAGACUGCGGACAGCUCUAGCUCUGUAAAUGUUAGAAUCGGGAUUUGCAGCUUGGUUUAGGCUCUAUAGUUGAAGACUUUGGAUAAUGAUGUGUUCCUUGUGCAGUGCAGACCCUCCUGCUAAAACUGAAUCCAUAGUCAUUAGGCACCUGAGAAGUAAACACUGAUCGCGGAGCUACUGAUCAAGACCCUUCAUCGUACGAAGUCGGCCUCCAGUAGCCUGCGAUUAUUUUGCUAUGACGUAGUCACAAACGGGAACAUGGUGUCGUAUGUUGGAGGACACAGUAGUGUACUUUUGUUCUGAUGCACUUGCAUUUCUCUCAUCUUCUGUCAAAUUCUCCUCGUUUGUUAAUUCUAUCUGUAUAAUUGUACAUGUACUACUUUUUUUAAAUGUCUAUUUUUGUUCUAUUGUCUUGCAUGUGCUCAGUUUGAAUGUGCUGGCCCUCUUCACGAGCUCCACUUGGGUAUUAUCCCCCCCACCCCUUUUUUUUUUUUUUUUGAACAAGUCUUAACAAUAAUUGAAAGGUGAGUUUGUUAAUUUAAUGCACCUAGCUGUGCCCCAGCCUUCUCCAAAUGCUGCCUCUGUGUACUUUUUACUGUAGGGCUCCCCCAGUGGUUUUUCUUUGUAUGCGUAGAUUUCGUACUUGCCCACAUAGACUCGUCAUCUCACUGUGUUGGCCCUGCGGACGGACGGUGGCUGAAUGACGUGUGAUACAUCCGAUAUGGAUUUUACAAAGGCAAUCGAUUAUAGCUUGAGAUUAUCACAAGGCUGAAAUGGUGCUUCUUGUACCAAAAUAAUUUGCUGAUAAAGAGAAAUAAAGUUGCUUUACAAGUAA
This is a messenger RNA of Scatophagus argus, 10180 nucleotides long. It is a transcript of the gene ranbp2, whose product is annotated as RAN binding protein 2. The record is from RefSeq and is a predicted model, not a curated record. Gene Ontology annotation, biological process: NLS-bearing protein import into nucleus; protein peptidyl-prolyl isomerization. Gene Ontology annotation, cellular component: nuclear pore; cytoplasm. Bases 162 to 9365 code for a protein of 3067 amino acids. The transcript is spliced from 30 exons. Lineage: Eukaryota; Metazoa; Chordata; Actinopteri; Scatophagidae. Gene Ontology annotation, molecular function: peptidyl-prolyl cis-trans isomerase activity; protein binding; GTPase activator activity.